Molecule: messenger RNA, 285 nt
Organism: Leishmania braziliensis MHOM/BR/75/M2904
Lineage: Eukaryota; Euglenozoa; Kinetoplastea; Trypanosomatida; Trypanosomatidae
Exons: 1
Source: RefSeq, a predicted model, not a curated record
CAAACAUACGGAGACAUAGCGCAGGGUUGCCUUGAUCAAUACCUCAUCUCGCUCGAAGACAGCGACGGGGACGUGUUCUACAUAAGCCAACUCCGGCGCAAGAUGGACGAGUCUCGCCUGCAGGCGAGGAGCGCGCGGACUGACACCGCUGUCGUUGCAGCGCAGCUGAAGGCAAUCGAAGAAGGUGAGGGGUCAAUGACGGGUAAGGUGCGCGAGCAGGCGGCGCUCCUCUACGAGUACGAGCAGCGAUGGGCGCAUGAGAAACCGAAGAGGAGCCAUGCCUGA